AUGGUGAACUUCAAGAACCUCGCCGUCGCUGCGACUACCCUCUUCGGGCUCGUCAACGCUGCUCCUACUGCUAAGGUUGACUCUAGCAAGGUCAUCCCUGGCAAGUACAUCGUCACUCUCAAGUCUGAUAUCGCUGCUGCAGAUGUCGAGAGCCAUCUCAGCUGGGUUGGCGAUGUCCACAAGCGUGGCUUGAACGAGCGUGCCGAGAAGGGUGUCGAGCGCACCUACAAUGGCAAGUAUGGCUUCCACGGCUAUGCUGGCUCUUUCGACAAGAGCACCAUCCAGGAGAUCAAGGAGAGCCCCGAUGUUGCUAUCGUUGAAGAGGAUCGUGUCUGGACUAUCAACAUGGUCGAGGAGGACGAAGAGGAGUCUCUUUCCAAGCGUGCCCUGACCACUCAGACCGGUGCUCCUUGGGGUCUCGGCACGGUCUCUCACCGUACCAGCGGAUCUACCAGCUAUAUCUACGAUACUGCUGCUGGUACCGGAACCUUUGCCUACAUCGUCGACACUGGUAUUCGGGCUACUCACAACGAGUUCGAGGGCCGCGCCCAGGCUGUCUACACUGCCUUCAGCGGCGACAAUGCCGACACUGUUGGUCACGGCACUCACGUUGCUGGUACUAUUGCCGGAAAGACCUACGGUGUUUCCAAGAAGGCUACCAUCCAGGCCGUCAAGGUUUUCCAGGGCAGCUCUUCUAGCACCUCUAUCAUCCUUGCUGGUUUCAACUGGGCUGCCAACGACAUCAUCUCCAAGGGCCGAACCACCAAGUCUGUUGUGAACAUGUCCCUCGGCGGUGGCUACUCUGCUUCUUUCAACAACGCCGUCCAGUCUGCCUCCAGUUCCGGUAUUAUCUCUGCCAUUGCUGCUGGCAACGAAGGCGCUAACGCUGCCAACACCUCUCCUGCUUCUGCUCCCAGUGCCAUCACCGUUGGUGCCAUCGACAGCACCUGGACCAUCGCCUCUUACUCCAACUACGGCACUGUUCUCGACAUCUUUGCCCCCGGUACUGGUGUUCUCUCUGCUUGGUACACCAGCAACAGCGCCACCAACAGCAUCAGCGGUACUUCCAUGGCUACUCCCCACAUUGCUGGCCUUGUCCUUUACGGCAUCUCCGUCAACGGUGUCUCUGGUGUCACUGGCGUUACCAACUGGCUCAAGUCCGCUGCCACUUCUGGCAAGAUCUCUGGCAACCUUCGCAGCUCCCCCAACCUGAUUGGUAACAACGGCAACACCUCCCAGUAA
Molecule: messenger RNA, 1242 nt
Organism: Fusarium sp. VM40
Lineage: Eukaryota; Fungi; Ascomycota; Sordariomycetes; Hypocreales; Nectriaceae
Source: the annotation of a GenBank genome assembly